UCUCGGUCUCCCUACAGUUACUUUUUUUUUUUUUUAAUUCCUUCAUAAAUACACACGUUUCUUUCUUUCAAAUCUACUGCGCGUGUGAAGUUUUUUUUAAUUAAUUGGUGCGCGGACACGCUCCCUUCGGUAAACUUUUAGUUUUUUUUUUUUUUUUCCUUUUUUUUUUGUGCACAACCUACCUGAGUUGUGUUCCGUCUCUGCACGCCUUCACUGCUCUCCACCAUGGAUUUGGUUUGGAUUGUGGGCUUCGUUUGGAGCGUCUGCGCCUGGUUUGCUUCAGCGGAGCGACACAGUAUCUACUGGAACAGCACGAACCCAAAGUUUCAACGGGAUGACUAUGCUGUGGAGGUGAAGCUUAAUGACUACCUGGACAUCAUCUGCCCCCAUUACCCCCAGGGUGAGGUGCCAUCGCUGGAUGCCGAGCGAUACGUGCUCUAUAUGGUGGAGCGGGAGGACUACGACACCUGCAAGCCCCAAUCAUAUGACCAGAUGCGCUGGGAGUGCGGUCAUCCAUUUGCCCCUCACGCUCCUGAGAAAUUCUCUGAAAAAUUCCAGCGUUUUACUCCUUUUACUCUGGGAAAAGAGUUUCGCCAAGGAGAAAGCUACUACUACAUCUCCAAGCCUUUACACCACCAUGGCCAAGAGUGCCUGAGGCUCAGGGUGGACGUUGUAGCCGCAGAUGGUUCUCAAGAGGCCAGAGUGGCUAAAGGGGGCACAGGUGGGACUGGAGUUGGAGCCGGUGGUGGGGUUCACAACCCCUCCAACAGGUUGCCUGCAGCAGAUGACCCAGUGGUUAUCCUGCCAGAUGUUCAGAAGAGUGUACGGACAAACUCUGCAGUGGCAGCUACAUCCCUCUCAGUCCUCUCAGUGCUAGUCCCAUUUUCAUUACUGCUUUUGUUGCACUGAGAGUACAUAAAAAGGAGUUCUGUUGGCAGAUUUUUUUUUUUUUCCUUUUUCCAAGGACUACAAUGAAGACAGUCCGUGGGGUUGGAAACCACUGACUAAAAAAAAAAAAAAUCCAUGCCCAGUGCUGGCCACAGGGAGAGACUUUUGAAGCUUGCAGAGUACAGAUGGACUCGCUUGCACAACAUGUGCUGAGCAACUUUGAGCAUUUAAGACAAGUAUUUGUGCUUAGUCUUAUUUUAUUUUUUUUUCAAAAGAUGACAGUAUUUUUCUGGAAAGACAAAGCUCUCCUUGAUUUGUGCUUUUUGGGGCUCUCCAACAAACUAACCUUUAUGGAGGACUUCCCUGCAAGAAAGUAGAAAGAAGUUGAAGAGGAACCUGAAGUGUCUGAAGAACAAUCAGGAGCUACGACACCAACUCGACCAACUUUAAAUUUUAUAAUGAGAUGGAGGGAAGAAAACAAAAACUGCAUUUAACUGGAAAAGUAAUCUCAUACCUUUUGAGCCAAAGAUCAGUCAUCUCUUCAACUUGUACACUAUUCCACCCUUGAGUACUGUGUACUAUUUGUUGUAUUGUUAUUGUAACGGUAUUGCGUGACCUUGCUGUCCCGGGUGAUUACGGUCUCUAAAUGUAGCAUUAACAGACACGAGUUGUUCUCAUGACCACCAUUCCUUCGCAGACCAUGUGCUUAUAUACUGUAGCACUAAUGCUGCACAUCAGCAUGCACUCCACAACAGUGCUAAACACGUACACACACACACACACACACACACACACACACACACACACACACACACACACACACACACACACAGAGUCAUCAGAUGCUCUGUAAGACAUGGAAACACACUACGUACAAUCAUGCUACGUGUACAUUCUGUGAAGAUAAUUUAUAACAUUUGCAGCUGAGAAGUUUUACUGUAUAUACCAUGUGCUCACAAAAUGAAAUGUUUACUGUUGC
Molecule: messenger RNA, 1867 nt
Organism: Archocentrus centrarchus (flier cichlid)
Lineage: Eukaryota; Metazoa; Chordata; Actinopteri; Cichliformes; Cichlidae
Gene: efna1a
Product: ephrin-A1a
Exons: 5
Coding region: 226-909 (227 amino acids)
Biological process (GO): axon guidance; ephrin receptor signaling pathway
Cellular component (GO): plasma membrane
Molecular function (GO): ephrin receptor binding
Source: RefSeq, a predicted model, not a curated record